Messenger RNA from Beta vulgaris subsp. vulgaris (sugar beet), 594 nucleotides. RefSeq lists its product as uncharacterized. The record is from RefSeq and is a predicted model, not a curated record. Gene Ontology annotation, molecular function: RNA-DNA hybrid ribonuclease activity; nucleic acid binding. The transcript has a single exon. Lineage: Eukaryota; Viridiplantae; Streptophyta; Magnoliopsida; Caryophyllales; Amaranthaceae. The coding region runs from base 1 to 594 and encodes 197 amino acids.
AUGGAUAUUAUUCAACGGGCGGUGGGUCUGGUAGGGGAAUAUGCUAAAGCUCAAGAAGCUCAUCCUAGGGAGAUUAAGAAUGAUGAUGGAGGGUGUAAGGUUUGGAAGCCACCAGUGGAAGGGUCCUACAAGAUUAAUGCGGAUGCAGCCAUCUUCAAAGACCGCACGGUGGGGCUAGGAGGAGUCAUGCGGGACGCGGCUGGAGAGGUUAUGGGGGCCACAUGUAUGCAUUUGGAGGUGGAACUGGGGGUGGACGAAGCAGAGGCAUGUGCUGCUCGUCAUGCGCUGCAGACCGCCGUGGAGAUGGGCCUUCGCCACAUUGUUCUGGAAUCUGAUAGUCUUAAAGUGAUCUCGCACCUGCUGACCAAAAAGGGUGAUGAAUCGAGCUUUGGCAAUGUAGUUGAGGAUAUUCUAUGGCUAGGAUGCUUUUUUUCUAGCAUAUCUUUCAAUCAUGUACGUAGAGAAGGAAAUAGAGUAGCACAUACUAUAGCUCAACGAAGUAAAGAGUAUGGGUGUAUGCGUGUUUGGAUGGAAGAAGUGCCUCCUGAGGCUGUAGCGUGUGUAAUCUCGGAUUUGGCUUUAAUGAAUGAAUAG